Carica papaya (papaya) is the source of this 1641-nucleotide messenger RNA. The record is from RefSeq and is a predicted model, not a curated record. NCBI's taxonomy places the organism in Eukaryota, Viridiplantae, Streptophyta, Magnoliopsida, Brassicales, Caricaceae.
AUGGAGGAGAAUUCUGGAGAAAAGAGAUCGGGAUGUGGGCUGUUAAACGCAGUGUUUGGUAAACGUGGGUUUUGGCCAAAGAAGCCGAGUUCGAUCGGCGAUAAUUGCAGCAGCAACAACGAACCUUUGGACACGGUGGCCGCCGCACAAAAGCCCGUGGCCAGAACCAACGUGUCGACGGCAGCUCCUCUGCCUUCUUCUUCUUCUUCUCAUGCGAGAAAACCUUCUCAUGAUACCGCGAAAGCAGUGGCUCCGACACAAAACCAGCAAGGAAGGAGGGUUCCAAAAGAAACGAUUGGCAUCUCCGGCGAGCUGGAGAGCAUGAUCGCCGAUCACCAGAAAGCAAAAGGAAGCAACACGCUUGUCCGAGCUUCGUCUAGUAACGUGAUGCUGUUUGGGAAUUUGGGUAACUUGAGGCAACCUGGAGGAGGAGGAGGUGGAAACACGAACACCCAAAAUGUUCUUGAUUCUCUACCGAAGACUGCUAGAGAAGAGCGAACGAAACCACCGAGUCUUGAGCAAGCUGGAUCUUUGUGCAGAGCUCUAUCGACAAGAAUGGACCCUGAAACUCUCAAGAUGAUGGGUAAUGAAGAUUACAAGAAUGGGAAUUUCGCUGAGGCCUUGGCGCUGUACGAGGCAGCCAUUGCCAUUGAUCCCAACAAAGCUUCAUAUCGCAGCAACAAAAGCGCUGCCUUGACAGCUCUUGGUCGAAUUCUUGAGGCAGUUUUUGAGUGCAGAGAGGCCAUCAGAAUAGAACCUCAUUACCACAGAGCUCACCAUCGUCUUGCGAACUUAUAUCUCAGGUUAGGGGAAGUUGAGAAUGCAAUCUAUCACUACAAACAUGCAGGACCUGAAGCUGAUGGUGACGACAUUGCCAAGGCCAAAUCUCUCCAGUUCCAUCUCAACAAGUGCACAGAAGCCAAGAGGCUACGUGACUGGAACACGCUUGUGAAAGAAGCUGCUAGCGCUUUGUCUAGUGGUGCAGAUUCAGCACCGCAGAUAUAUGCAUUGCAAGCUGAGGCCUUUUUGAGACUCCAUAAACACCAAGAUGCAGAUGAGGCACUGUGCAAGGGUCCUAAGUUUGAUGUGGAUUCCUGUACCAAGUUCUUUGGCGCUGUUGGUAAUGCCAAUUUGUUAGUGGUUCGAGCUCAGGUUGACAUGGCUGCCGGCAGAUUUGAUGAUGCAUUAGCGGCUGUUGAAGGAGCAACAAAACUUGACAUGAACAACAGAGAAGUGAAGGCAGUGUUGAGGAGGGCGAAGGCAGUGGCAAUGGCAAGAAGUCAAGGGAAUGAUCUGUUCAAGGAGUCAAGAUUUACAGAAGCCUGCUUUGCAUACUCGGAGGGUCUACAGCACGAUCCUUACAACUCAGUCUUGUUAUGCAACCGAGCUACUUCUCGCUCCAAACUUGGACAAUUCGACAAAGCUCUCGAGGAUUGUAAUCUUGCUCUUAAUCUCCGUCCCAACUACACUAAGGCUAGGUUAAGAAGAGCCCAAUUUAAUGCCAAGCUGAGGAAUUGGGCGGCUUCAAUACAAGACUAUGAGAUGUUGCAGAGCCAGACACAGGGCGACGAAGAGGUGGGGCGGGGACUGGCGGAAGCACAGCUACAGCUCAAGAAACAACGUGCUCAUGUAGACGCUUGA